Penicillium verhagenii is the source of this 1929-nucleotide messenger RNA. RefSeq lists its product as uncharacterized. Lineage: Eukaryota; Fungi; Ascomycota; Eurotiomycetes; Eurotiales; Aspergillaceae. The record is from RefSeq and is a predicted model, not a curated record. The transcript has 5 exons. The coding region runs from base 1 to 1929 and encodes 642 amino acids.
AUGUCGACAGUUACUCUCCUAGCCCGCCCCAACUCUUGUGGGUCUGACCUCGAGUUAGCCUAUGCCUCACCAGCAGUAUUUUACGCCAUAGGAGCCGAUGACGAAAUUAUACAGUGUGGUUCACAGAAAAAAAACCGAUCAUCAUCAUUCACCACUGAAUCUGGCUCCCUCAGUGAGCAUCACAGACGGACUAAAAGACUUCGAGGCAGCAGCGACGACAAUGGAGAAUUGACUUCAGAUGGGUUCUCAAACGAGGAUCUCCGAGUUGGUGGGCCGGACCUCUGUUCCCUUCCCGCAGCAAACAGCACCCCCACAGAUAAUCUCUUGCAUCGAAGACUUUCACUCUCCAGCUCAUGGGACCGUACCCUCCACAAUAAUAACAUCGACAACAUAUUGAAAAAUUAUAAUGUUCAGUACCACACGGUCGAAGUUGUUGAGCGACGUGCGUUGUUCAAUGCAAGCCCAGAGGCGGUCAUAACACUCCUUAUAAUUGCAGAGAGGGAUUGUGUCCGUGAACUCCGGCGCUUUCUCCAUGAUGAAGGCUUCCCUCGUACUGUCGUCGAGAUCUCAGACACUGCGGCGUUGACAACACCCAAUACCACCCCUGUGUUUUUCAAUGACCCGGUCUUCGAAAAGUGGGAUUCUGUUUGGCAACAAAUCUGUCAGGAAGUUCCCUUAGUGGAUAUUGAGACUGUUGGCUGCUUUCGAAGGGGACGAAACCCAGUUGUGGAAGAAAAUCCAGCAACCGUUCUUGUCUCCACUAAUAUGCAGAACAACCGGAACUGGAAGGGUGUCAGAGACCGAAUCAUCGAUAUUCUCCAACAACAUGAUCUCGCCAUGGUCGCUUUCGAGAUCACCAAGGAUACCGGCUUUCAUCAACGUUCGGGUUUUGACCACAAUAUUCUCACCGGAAAGGUCAUGGCUGGUGAAUCACUCGCUCCAUUACGCGCCCCAUUCUCGCCCGGAACCCUGGGAGGGUUCAUUGAACUCAAAAGCGCGAUAGAAGGUACAGAUCAAUGGGUGGCUGGUGCAGUUACGUGUUUCCAUUGUGUUCUCCCUCGAGACUCCGAAGAGGACACACAUGACCAUGAACUACUUAGGCAAUGGGAGAGCGAUGGGAUGCACAUGCACCCAGAAGCCAAUCGUCUACUGAAGAUAAGCCACCCCAGCCUCCAGGCCAAGACCGAGGAAAUGGCACGCAUCCAACAGGUCAUUGACAACACAAAGACCCUUGCCUUCUACAAACACGGUGCUCUGAUGGCUGCAGAAGGCUGCCUUGAGUAUCUGCCCGAAGCCGACCAAAUCCGAUGGCGAGUGAGCAACAAUCAGAUAUCGAACUAUGAGGCGAUGAUUUCGCCGAUCAAUACUUUCGUCAACGACGGCCACCAGGAAGUUGGAUCAGUGUUCCUGGCGUCGGGAAUGAAGUUGAGGAAAUUUUAUACAAUGACGGAUUGUGACUUACCCACGCACCUUGACUGGGCUGUCAUUCGGGUUGAUCGGACAAAGGUGCAAGGGAAUAAGCUCGAGAAGAUGAAUACACCCCCAGACUUGGCACAGCCACCGGAUUACAAAAGCUUCCAUGGAAGUGAUGUCUUUCUGCACGGUUUUCGCUCUGGUCAAGCAAUGGGUUAUUACAAUGGCCUUAAAUCAGUCGUCAUCAAGACGGAUCUAUUGAACGAGACCGUGCAGUCGGUCAAAACCUUGGAAUACAGCGUGACCCCGCCUACGGGCAGAUCCACAUUUACGCUCGCUGGGGAUUCUGGCUCCUUUGUCUACAGCCCGGCAGGGCUGGUUUUAGGCAUGAUCUUUGCUGGCAGUACGGUUGACGGGAUUGGCUACUUCAGACGAAUGGACCACCUUUUUGAUGACAUCAAGGCCACGUCUGGGGCGGCCGACAUUCGCUUGUAUGCGGGAGAUGCUCAAGUUUGA